CACGCCGCGUUCAGUUCGCUCCAAUCGGCAGCAUCCCCUAAUGUCAGUCCGUUUUGCAUGGCGUAAGUGUCGUUCUCUACUAAUAAAGCAGAGUUGGAUAAGUACUACAAUAGCAGUUAAUUGAAGAAUUUAUGGUAGAUUAUCUUUAGAAUGGCAAAAGAUUUUCUCUUGUUUGUUUUAAUUAUUACUUUAUUGGAUGUUGCGUUUGGUUUGUACAUCUCCCGAACAUCAUUGAUAAAAAAUUUAGAUGAAACCUUCGUGGUGAUAUGUAGGGAUGAAGGCGGUCAGUAUGUGACGUGGCAAGGACCUAACGGGACACUGAAUGCCAAGACGCGCCCUAUGGUGCAGCAUGCUUUUUAUGGCUUCUCCAUCUUAUUCAAUAAAACAAAGAUCGAGGACGCCGGAAAUUACACCUGCAUAUUGAAUGCUUCGCCGCAAGUGAGGAAAGUUUUUUCACUUACCGUAAGAGGUAAUAAUGAUUUUUAAGGUUUCCUCAUUUAA
Molecule: messenger RNA, 501 nt
Organism: Anoplophora glabripennis (Asian longhorned beetle)
Lineage: Eukaryota; Metazoa; Arthropoda; Insecta; Coleoptera; Cerambycidae
Exons: 3
Coding region: 151-486 (111 amino acids)
Source: RefSeq, a predicted model, not a curated record